Molecule: messenger RNA, 1543 nt
Organism: Lingula anatina
Lineage: Eukaryota; Metazoa; Brachiopoda; Lingulata; Lingulida; Lingulidae
Product: ornithine decarboxylase-like
Cellular component (GO): cytoplasm
Molecular function (GO): ornithine decarboxylase activity
Source: RefSeq, a predicted model, not a curated record
CACUAUAUUGCCAACUUGGAUGACAUCGUUAACAAACACAAGCGCUGGGUGGAACUGAUGCCACGUGUCAAACCCUUCUACGCCGUGAAAUGUAACAACACUGAACCAGUCGUGAAGACCAUUGCGGCACUCGGGGCGGGAUUUGACUGCUGCAACAUUUCAGACAUUGAACAGAUUUUGAAGCUUGGGGUAGAAACUGAUAGGAUUAUAUAUGGCCACCCAGUCAAAGAUCCAGACGAUAUCAAAUCAGCAUCUGAAUUUGGAAUUAAUUUGAUGGUGUUUGACAAUGAGCAUGAAUUAGUCAAGAUUAAGAGUAUAAACCCUACGACUAGCCUUGUUUUAAGGAUUUUACCAUUUGAAAGGGGCUCUGGUGACGUAAUUGAUGAAAAGUACGGGUGCCUGGCCGAUCGAUGCGAAGACCUCCUAGUGAAGGCCAAAAAAAUGGAUCUCAAUGUGGUUGGUGUCAGUUUUCAAAUAGGUCGCUCCGGUUUCGAUGUCGUUUCCCACUUGGACACCAUAAUCUUUUGUCGUCGUGUCUUCGAUUUAGCUAAAACCAUCGGCUUCAACUUCAACUUCCUGGACAUCGGUGGUGGAUUCCCCGGUUAUUCAACCGAAGGCAACCCGACAUUCGCCGAUGGGGCAAAAAGAAUCAAUAAAACUCUGGAUGAAUAUUUUCCAACUGAAGAAAAUGUUGUUGUCAUUGCGGAACCCGGGACGUACUACGUGCAGUCGGCUUUCACUUAUGUACUAAGAGUGAUUGGUAAACGGGUCUCGAAUGAUGUAUACGAUUACUACCUUAACGAUGGGGUUCAUGGCGCAUUCAGUAAGACAGUGACAUAUGAUAAGAAAGUUCCAGACUUCCACCUGCUUGAGGACAAACCCUUGGUGCCGUUCCAUAAGAGCAACGUCUGGGGUUCAACACUCAACCCCGACGAUCGCCUGGCACAGAACAUCCAACUGCCCGAAUUGGACAUCGGAGACUGGUUGUACGUGCCCAACAUGGGGGCAUACACGACAGUCCUUGCCACCUCGUUUUGCGGGACGCCCCCUUCAAAUAUUAUCUGGAUGGCGUCUGAUUCAACAACCUCUCAAGUCGGUUUUUAAGGCAUUUGGGGGUACAUUUGAGUUGUGAAAUCUAUAUCAUUAUACCGUUCUAUGUAGCCUAGUUAUAAAUACGCUUCAGAUUAGGACAUUUUGCGGAAUUGAUCAGUGUAUAAGUAAAUCUUCUUAACGUGCUUCAGUAAAUCCAGACUCGGCCUACGCCCCCUUAUUUUGCAGAGACCUUGCAAUUUGUUUCAGUGGUUUAAUUAAAUGCAACAGCGGUAAUGUACAUCAACUAUUUAACGUAUCAGUCUUAAGUACAUGCCAACGUAGUUGUACCUCUUCGUGCUAUGUUAAACUUUAAUGGCUUUUAUGUGUCACUUUUAAGAGUAGCGACAGAAACCAAUUCCUGAGGUAAAAAAAAUUCAUUUGUCCGAAGUGAUUGGAUUAUUAAAAACAGCUGAAGAAAGUGUUAAAAAAUUCUGACAUGUUUUACAUACAU